AUGGGACAACUAGUUAGUAAUUUAUCAAAACUACGCAUAUGCGGUCGUAGCGGCAAAGCCGCAUCUUCCAAUAUAACAAAUACAUCAGAUGAAAAUGGCUUUCGUUUUGUUGGUGGUAGAAGAUUUCAUGAUCUAAAUAAGGAUGUUAAAUAUCCUUAUCCUAUUGAUGAUGAAGAAUCUGAUAGGUUACAUUUACAACAUUUUUGGACGAGAUAUAUUUGGCAGAGCAAUUUUUCCGCGCCCAUCGAAGACCUUUUAAUUAAUCAUGAACCUACUAUACUCGAUAUUGGUUAUCCCAAUGCUAAUAUUGUUGGUUUAGAUAUAACAGUACAACAACCAACUCAAAUUAAACCUUCAAAUUUCACUUUCAUUAAAGCAAAUGUCUUGGAUGGCUUACCAUUUGAUGAUAAUACAUUUGAUUAUGUGUUUCAACGAUAUAUGUUUGGUGGAUAUCCUAAAGAAAAAUGGCCAUUUAUUAUUAAUGAGUUGGUCAGAGUUUUAAAGCCAGGUGGAUAUGUAGAGUUGUUGGAACCUUCAAUGAUGAUAGAUAUAGGUCCUGCUACUCAACGCAUUGUUAAUGCUCAAAUUGCUGCAAUGGGGAACCGAGGUACUGAUCCAGAAGCAAGCAUUAAACUACAAGGAUAUCUGGAAAAUCAAGGAGUGUUAGAAAACAUUACAAAAGAAGUAAGAGCUUGCUACCAUGGUGAAAGAGCUGACUCUUCUGGAAUUAGCAAAGCGGCUGUUAGCAAUACUAUUUCGAUGUUUAUUUGUUGGAAACCUCUUCUAUCGGGCUUUAUGAAUGUUACUGAUGAUGAAUAUGAUAGGCUUAUUGAAGAAGCAAGAAAAGAAUUAGCUGAAUAUGAUAGUUACUUUAAUCAG
Cetraspora pellucida is the source of this 879-nucleotide messenger RNA. Lineage: Eukaryota; Fungi; Glomeromycota; Glomeromycetes; Diversisporales; Gigasporaceae. The record is from the annotation of a GenBank genome assembly.